UCUUCCCUCCAACCUCUUCCUCUUCACCCUUUACGUCUUCGAUUUCACCAACACCAAUGGCGGCGAAGAAGGUGUCGUCGGCCAUCCCAAUGGCGAUAUCGAUGCUAGUGUUUGUUCUGGGUGUAGGCGUGGUCGCCGCGAAGUCGAAGAAGGAGAAGCUCUGCACCAAGGGGUGGGAGUGCAAGGCCAGCGUGUACUGCUGCAACCAGACCAUCAGCGAUCUAUUCCAGGUUUACCAGUUUGAGAACCUCUUUAGCAAGCGCAACACCCCCGUCGCCCAUGCCGUCGGCUUCUGGGACUACCAAUCCUUCAUCACCGCCUCCACCGCCUACCAGCCCCAAGGCUUCGGCACCACCGGCGGCAAGCAGAUGCAGAUGAAGGAAGUCGCUGCCUUCCUUGGCCACGUCGGCAGCAAGACAUCAUGUGGCUAUGGUGUUGCAACUGGUGGUCCACUUGCGUGGGGGUUGUGCUAUAACCGUGAACUGAGCCCGAGCAAGUCCUACUGUGAAGAUAGUUACGUUUAUCCUUGCACCCCUGGAGUCGAAUACUAUGGCCGCGGUGCCCUGCCAGUUUACUG
This is a messenger RNA of Elaeis guineensis (African oil palm), 577 nucleotides long. Lineage: Eukaryota; Viridiplantae; Streptophyta; Magnoliopsida; Arecales; Arecaceae. The record is from RefSeq and is a predicted model, not a curated record.